Paralichthys olivaceus (Japanese flounder) is the source of this 2395-nucleotide messenger RNA. RefSeq names its product zgc:55558. Gene Ontology annotation, cellular component: plasma membrane. Lineage: Eukaryota; Metazoa; Chordata; Actinopteri; Pleuronectiformes; Paralichthyidae. Gene Ontology annotation, molecular function: GTPase activity; GDP binding; GTP binding. The record is from RefSeq and is a predicted model, not a curated record. Gene Ontology annotation, biological process: Ras protein signal transduction.
GUGAAGAGGGGAUUAACGUGAGGUUGCUCCGCUUCACAAUGAAUCACAAUGGAGACCGAACAGGGGCCAGGACGGAUUUAAGUGUUUCAUUAACUUGUCGCACAAAGUUACAAUCUGACAAGUAGCGUCGGGGACGAUCCACAUCCGCAGCCACAGACGUGGUCCUGACCCGGGAAACAAGUUGCGGACAGUUGGCGAAGUGUUUCCACAAGUGUUCGAACAAGGAAACCGUCGCAGGCUAACGUUAUGUAGCAAGCUAAUCUGAUUUACCCAGACGUGAAGCGUGCUAACUCUCAUCUCAGACCGUGCACCGAGCCCACGUGAGGCAUGACCGAGUACAAGCUGGUGGUGGUGGGGGCAGGAGGCGUGGGGAAGAGCGCUCUCACCAUCCAGCUCAUCCAGAACCACUUCGUAGAUGAAUACGACCCAACCAUCGAGGACUCGUACAGAAAACAGGUGGUGAUUGACGGAGAGACCUGUCUGCUGGACAUCCUGGACACUGCAGGUCAGGAAGAGUACAGCGCCAUGAGGGAUCAGUACAUGAGGACAGGAGAGGGCUUCCUCUGCGUGUUUGCCAUCAACAACACCAAGUCCUUUGAGGACGUUCACCUCUACAGAGAGCAGAUCAAUAGGGUGAAGGACAGUGACAGCGUUCCCAUGGUGCUGGUGGGGAAUAAGAGCGACCUGGGCACCCGCAAUGUGGAAAUGCGACAGGCGCAGGAGCUGGCACGAAGCUACGGCGUGCCGUUUGUUGAGACCUCUGCCAAAACCAGACAGGGUGUGGAGGAAGCUUUCUAUUCACUGGUACGGGAGAUUAGAAAAUAUAAGGAGACCAACCGCAGCAACAAGAAGAGCAAGAAGAACACUCAGAGACGUUGUUUGAUACUAUAGCAGACCACACACACACACACACACACACACACAGCAUCCUUCAUGGCACUUGUUUUACUCCUCUGUCAAUUUGGAGACUUCCAGCUCAGCUCCAGUCCAGACAGGGUAGCAGGCAAAAUCCAUUCGUACUGCCAUCACAGUUUCUACUAACAGCACGUUGCUAUGAGUUUUCAUCCAAUGAGCAGUUUUUGCUGUGAAUCCAGCUGUUUGUUUGUUUUUGUUUUGAUGACCAAACUACUAGAAUCUGUAGUUUUUUAGCUGAAAGUUAAUUUUUCUUUUUGGUUACCUUUGUGAAAACCUAAUUUGGGUCUGUGGUAGAAAGAUUUAUUUCCAAGAAUCAUUUUCUAAUUACGUAUAAUCCGGCCAGUGUUUUCAGCUCCUGUUGACUUUAGGCGGUCAAGGGUUCACGGUGGUUCGUCACUGCACUUUGCACAAUCACAACAGGUAAUGUUUUGAAUUCAUCUCACCAGGACUCAACACAAGUUGUAGAUGAGCUGCUGCAUGUUCGUCAUGAGAAAAGCGUAUCCUAAUGACUUGGAUGCUUUUUCGCUCUUGUGAAAAUGUUUUGCUUCAUCUUCCCCUUGUGUUUUUCUAAAGUUUGUCAUCUAGGGCUUGAAACACAACAGCAAUAUAUAGUUGGGUUAUUUCUUUCACAAAGACCACAUGUUAAAGAAAGUUCUAUAGCAUGAGUAACAAAAGCUUCAAAGUUGUGUUCCAGUCUCCAUGGUACACUUUAUCCAUUCCCCCUUUAGUUGAUCAAUAUAGACUUAAGGAUUAGUGGUAGUGCCAGUUCAAAUGUUCUCUCAGGAAUAUGUUUCAACACAAAAUGAAGGAGAGCUGAGUCAAGUCUGACCCCUGCUUCCAUAACUUCUUGCCAUUAAUCAUUUAUCAUUUGAAGUGUUGGUCCUGCUUUUUGCAUAUUCCAAAGUCGCACUGCAUUCCAAAGUCCAGUUUUUAAUGCAGCUUUUGUGUCAGUCCCAGUGUUGGUGGUCGUGGUUGUAAGUCACCGUGUCCAAGCUCAGCCUCUGCUUCACCACACUCCAUCAGAGCAUGUAGUGUGUGUGUGCGUGUGCUAUGCGUCCAUGUGGUGACAUGAAACUACUCAAACCAGUGAUUUAACUCAGCAGCCUCACAGUGACAGUCAUGGUAUCUGAUCCCACUCGAUGCUGGAUCAACACCUUCAGAAGCGAAACAUUUUUUAUUGCAGUGUUUUUCUUCUUUGAUUAUUACUCGCUCUUAAAAUGUAAUGGAUUUUUGAAGUUAAUUUUCCAAGUUAAAAACCCAUCUGCAUAAUUACAUGAAGUUUCAAAUGGAACAACUUUAACAAAGUGUUUAGAAUUAUCAAGUAUAGAAUUUUUCCAUCAGGCCCCUAGUGCCAGACUCACCACUUUGACAUGAUGUAAUUCCACUGUAAAAAAUAUGUAACUUGAUUGGGUCUGAACAAAUCUGACAGUUAUGUAAAAUCACUCUGCUGUAAUGAACAAGUAAACGUCUGUAGCUUUUA